Messenger RNA from Komagataella phaffii GS115, 1149 nucleotides. RefSeq lists its product as hypothetical. Bases 1 to 1149 code for a protein of 382 amino acids. NCBI's taxonomy places the organism in Eukaryota, Fungi, Ascomycota, Pichiomycetes, Pichiales, Pichiaceae. Gene Ontology annotation, molecular function: mRNA binding. The record is from RefSeq and is a predicted model, not a curated record. Gene Ontology annotation, cellular component: mRNA cleavage and polyadenylation specificity factor complex. The transcript has a single exon.
AUGAGUUCUGUAGUUUACCUGGGAGGUAUCCCGUACCACUGGGAUCUAGAUACCAUAAAAAGUGUUGUCUAUGGAAGCGGCCGCAUAGUCGAUGUCAGAUGUAUGAUGGAUCAUCCUGGAAAGAAUAAAGGAUUUUGCUUCGUAGAAUACCAAACACCUGCAGAGGCAGAGAGGGCCGUCGAUAUCUUGGCAAGGAUACACAUUCAAGGGAAUAAUCGUACACUGAGAGCAGAGUUAUCAAAAGAAGGCUUGCGAUUUGGUGCGGUGACCAAGUUGAAAGAUGAGCUUAUUCUUGAUCGGAGUCAUUUUCCUCCUAAUGUAACGCUACCACCUGAGAUGACCUCCAAUCCAAACGUCAUGGGAAACUCAGCCAUGAACGGUGGAGGAGGAAUGCAUGAUAAUGGCUUAGGUGGACUGGACCCAUCAAUGCUUCAACAAUUAAGUGAAUGGUCCCAAAAUCCAGAAAUUGCGAGUAUAAUACAACAACUCUCAAACAAUGGAAUGAACAUUCAACAGAUAUACCAAAUGUUACAACAGUCGAUCAACAAGCCUCCACAAGAGCAAAUGCCUACGAACUUUGUUCAACCAAUAUCUGGUGCAAACAUGGAAGGUGGUGCGGAUGUCGUUCCUGAGUAUCUAUUGAGAGCUUCUGACCUUCUUGAACUCAAUACCGCACUCCCGUUUAGAACCGACAGUGUAAUUUCUGAAAAUUGCUCUAAAUUGACUCCGCCGGUAUUCGUUCAAUUGAUCGCCAAUUUGAAAAAUGCCUUGAACAAAAACGCCUCCCUUGAAGAUACCAAAAACCUUUUGCAGAAAUCACCCGACUCUGUAACUAAUAUUGCUCAAGCCUUACUUUUGAUGGGCUUAAUUGACGAAUCAGUGAUUCAAUAUAUAACAACAAAGCAGCAACAACAACAACAAAGUAUAUCGCCUCCUCCAGCGCAAACCCCAACCCCUGUUCUACCUACAGUUACUAUACCACCACAAUUUCAGGGUCUACAACAGCAUACGGUUGAAAAAUUAUCCCAGCUUACUCCACAGGAAGCGGAGAUGGUUGCCCAAGUCCUUCGAUUUGCCCCAUCCUACAUCCAGACACUACCUCCUGAUCAACGCCAAGUAGCUGAACAGAUCAGAGCACAAUACUUAUAG